CCUUCCGGAGGACUCAACCCUGAUAGGAAUCUAGGGCCUGAGGGAAGGGGCGGGCUUUUUCCCUUCACGGGUUAAGGAAAGGUUGGAUGGCCUUUAGGGGUCCCUUCCAAAUCAGCGACUCAAUACUAAUAAUGAGGAGAAAUAAAUGCUGACAUUAACCUGCGACGUGGGGUCCACGUUUAAUCAUGAGCUCCCCAAACCCUCCUCCUUCCACUCCUUUCUAUUGACCUAAUAAUAAUAAUAAUAAUAAUAAUAAUAAUAAUAAUAAUAAUAAUAAUAAUUUCCUUCUCCUCAGGGGCCUUAACAAGCCUCCCAAUCUCCCGCAGCUCCUCCUCCUCCUCCUCACGCCACUCCUGUGGUAAUUGAACGCAGCCGUCUCCAUUUCCUCUCUUAAAGCAGCCUCACUCCGAAUCAAGGCUGCCCCCCUCCGUGUGCACGCGCCUUGCUGCCCUUUGCUUCGGACCCGGGCCUCUCUCUCUCUCUCUCUCUCUCUCUCAGUUCGUGUUCGAAUUCGUUGGGAAGGAAUGUCCCAAGCUUCAGCUACAAUCUUCGGACUUACUUUUGAGUAGGUGCAUAUAGGCUCAUUCAGUGCUGCAACUUCCAGCUCAUCAAGUUAAAGAACACAGUCUUGGCAAAAUGUUCUACACGCAGCUGCUUAUGAAUAACCGUGGGCCUUUGGCCAAGAUAUGGUUGGCUGCUCACUGGGAUAAGAAACUCAAAAAAUCUCAUAUAUUUGAAUGCAAUUUAGAGAAGACUAUUGAAAAUAUUCUCUGCCCAAAGUUUAAACUUGCCCUGCGAACCUCAGGACACCUCUUGUUAGGAGUGGUGCGGAUCUACCACAGGAAAACCAAGUACCUCUUGUCCGACUGCAACGAAGCUCUACUUAAAAUGCAGUCAGCCUUUCGUCCAGGACUUGUUGAUCUCCCAGAAGGGAACUCAGAAUUGAAUUAUGAUGCCAUCACGUUGCCUGAAGUAUUUGAUGAUUUUGACACACAACUCCCUGAGGUGAAUGCCAUUGAUGUUGCUGAACAUUUUACACUGAACCAGAGCAGAGCUGAGGACAUCACAUUGCUGGAAGAGGAUUAUAGACGGGAUCUACUUCUCCAUGGUGGUAGUUUUGGCGAAGAAAUUGAAAUGCCGAGGCAGCAAAGCUUUCUCAAUGACAGCAUUUUGGCUAGUUCUGGUGGCCUCUUGACUGAUCACAGUUUUUUGAGCUUCACUGAAGACAAAACUGCAUUUGCUGAAGAUGCCAAUUCAUUCAAGUAUGAUGGGUUUGGAGAUGAAGAAACUGCAGGCGAUAUGAUUGAUGCUGUUCUUGGAGCUGAGCCGAAUGACCACGUUCUUACAGACCUCGACAUGGAGGAAGAAUUUUCUUUACUCCAAGAGCUUCCGACUGAUGAUACAGCAGGCCAUCCUAGACCUGAGCAGGAAGCAAGAAGCAGCCCAAUUAAUGAAACCACCUUGUUGCUCAGUGAGGAAGAAGAAUUUGUACUUGAACCACUUGACAAUUCAGUUCUCACAAGGAAACAAAGAAGGAAAAAGAAAAGAAAGUUACUUGUUGAUUAUGUGAAUCAGCUAAGCAGAAAAGCUAUGCAAAACCAGCUUAUGAACUAUGAAGACACAUUAACUGCAUUAGAUAUUGCACCCCCUACAAGAAGGCUGAUGAUUUUACAGGACUUGGGGAGUGCGGAUAAACUUCUGGGCAGACCUACCCAGACUACAAUUAAUGAAGAUUUGCAAAAGCUCUUUGCUAAAAGUCUCAGGUAUGGAAGAAAAAGGUUGCAAGAGCUUGCAGUUGAAAGAAGCAAAGAACAAGAUGUCCAAGAAUUGCCAACAGCAGAGAUUCCAAAAGCUAUGCAAGACACAACUUAUCAGUUUGUGUCACAAAGUAGCAGAGAAGAAAUGGGAAAUAAAGAAAUUAUUGAAGCUAUGGAAAGUGUUGGUGGAGUGUCUGCUGCGUCUGAUGGCUCUACCCAAGAGACUUCUGUAAGACUAGAGGUUGAGGGUAAGCAGGCUGCAGUGGAAAAGGGAAAUGAAGGCAAUGCUCCAGAUAAUGAAGAAGAAAAAGAAAAGGAUAAAAGAGCUGUAGAUUUGCUAAAUACUUUCCGGGACAUGUACCAGACAGGAGCAAAGUCUUUCAGUUUUCUGACCCUCUGUAAAAACAAGACAAAGAAAGAAGUUGCAGAGAAAUUCUUUAGCUUGCUUGUUCUAAAGAAAGAACGAGCUAUUGAGGUGGCCCAGGCUGCUCCCUAUGCUGACAUUGUGGUGACGGUGGGUCCAAACUUCCAUACUCUCUGAAGAGUAGAGUGGUCUCCUUUUAACCAUUAGUUGCUAUGGUUGAAAACUGUACUCUGCAUUCUAUGAAAGUUGUAAAGAGACACCUUACAGCAUACCUAGAUCUUUGGAUUGGACAGUGUCCUCCACUGCAUAGAUGUGCACAUGCACUUAAGAACAAGAGCUAAUAGACUAUGUGCAGAAAUAUUAUAUUGUUAAAAAG
Molecule: messenger RNA, 2497 nt
Organism: Podarcis muralis (Common wall lizard)
Lineage: Eukaryota; Metazoa; Chordata; Lepidosauria; Squamata; Lacertidae
Gene: RAD21L1
Product: RAD21 cohesin complex component like 1
Biological process (GO): sister chromatid cohesion; replication-born double-strand break repair via sister chromatid exchange
Cellular component (GO): meiotic cohesin complex
Molecular function (GO): chromatin binding; protein binding
Source: RefSeq, a predicted model, not a curated record